Messenger RNA from Caenorhabditis angaria, 3148 nucleotides. The record is from the annotation of a GenBank genome assembly. NCBI's taxonomy places the organism in Eukaryota, Metazoa, Nematoda, Chromadorea, Rhabditida, Rhabditidae.
AUGUUGAAAUAUGAUAAAAUGGAGAAAAUUGGUGAAGGUAAGAAAAACAUUUCAAGUCAAUUUUUCUAUCUGAAAAUAUUGCAGGAACCUAUGGAACAGUGUUCAAAGCGAGAAACAAGGAUUCGGGUGAAAUUGUUGCUUUGAAAAGAGUUCGAUUGGAUGAUGAUGAUGAAGGUGUUCCAAGUUCUGCAUUGCGAGAAGUUUGUAUUCUUCGAGAAUUAAAACAUCGAAAUGUUGUGAGAUUAUAUGAUGUGGUACAUAGUGAAAAUAAAUUGACAUUGGUUUUUGAAUAUUGCGAUCAGGAUUUGAAGAAAUUCUUUGAUUCCUUGAAUGGCUAUAUGGAUCCACAGGUAGAAUUUAGAGGUUUUUUGAAAAAUUUACAUGUAUUGUUUUAGACCGCUCGUUCUCUAAUGCUCCAACUUUUACGUGGUCUCUCAUUUUGCCACGCUCACCACGUUCUUCAUCGCGAUCUCAAACCACAAAACUUGUUGAUAAAUACAAAUGGAACUUUGAAAUUGGCAGAUUUUGGUUUGGCUCGUGCUUUUGGUGUUCCGGUUAGAUGUUUCAGUGCUGAAGUUGUUACACUUUGGUAUCGACCACCUGAUGUAUUGUUUGGAGCAAAAUUGUAUAAUGUUUCGAUUGAUAUGUGGAGUGCUGGAUGUAUUUUUGCGGGUAAGUGGAAGUUUGGCGAAAUUGAUUUUGAAUUCAUCUUGAGAUUUUUUUUCAAAAAAAAUUUAUUUUUACCAAAAUUCUACGAAAUUUUGGAGGCUUUCGUGAGAGUUUUGUGAUCAAACUUUCGAAAUUCUCAAUUUUGUACAUAAAAAAACGUUUCAAAAAUUUAAUGAAUUUUUUGAAAAUUGAUAAUUAUGUUUGAAGCAACACUCCAAUUGUAAAUAUAAAAAAUCCUCGAAAAGGCAAAAAAAUCAAGAAAAUAUUAAAGUUUGCUAUUUUCACUGGAGAUUUUUGUGAAUCAUUUGAUUUGUCUGAGUGAUUUCAACCAAAAUGUUCCUCUUGAUAUUAUGCUUUAGUAAAAACUUGGACCUCAAUCUCAAAAAUUUAGAAUAACCUGGGAUUUUCCUGAAAUUCAAUUUUUCAUUUCAAAAUUUUCAUAAAACGGCUCUCCAUCGAUCUUCUGUUUGCUUGAAAAUUGAACAACAAAACUUUUUCAAUAAUUUUUUAUUAACAUGGAAGUUUUUCAAAAAACUCUUCCAAAAAUCAACUUAUUUCUCAACUUAUUGUGGGAAAACAGUGCUCUUCUUAGCUUUUAUUUUUCCAUUCUUGAUUUCUUUUCUCUCAACAAUCUUGUAAGUAUUCCAAGUUGAAACACACAUCAAGAAAAUUGAGAGGAUGAGCCAUCCAUUUGCGAAUUCCAAAAGGAAUAAUUCUGGAUCUUCAUUGAGUUUUUGGAUUGAUGCCAUUAGAGUGGCGAUUUCAACAAAGAUGAAGGCAAAUAGAAUUUGCCAAACAUCAUGGUGAAAUCCAACAAGUGUCACCACAUUGGAAAGGCCCUAAAAUUGAAAUCUUGUUGCUUGAAAAUGUUCAUCUGAUUUUUUGUCAUUUCCAAAAAAAAAGGUUUUUUUGACUUACAAAUGCCCAAAAAAUCCAAUUUGUUGGAUCUUCCGAAAUACAAUUGACCAUAAACAAGCAUUGAAUCGAAAAAAUGAACAUCAUGAAGCUUUUGAAGAUUUUUGCGUAGAUGUCGGCUGGCUGUAAAAAUUUGUUGAGAUUUCCUAAAUAAUUUUUAAACUUAAAAUUUUCCCGCCAAAACUCACCAAUUCAUCAUCUCCAAAGCUCAAGUUGUUCUUGAUAUACUCCAAACUUUCUUCGUUCAUAUUUUUAGAUGACAUAGAAAUCCGAAGAAAUAUCUUACUAUAUUUAUACUUUUAUUUUAUUGGUUUCGUUAUUUUAAACGAACUCCUAAUUGUCCUUAUUUAUAUUUUUGUAGUUUUUUUUCAUGUUUGUAUGUCUUUUUUCGGAGAAACAUUUUUUAGUACAAAGAUGGGAAAGGCUCAAAGAUGAAAGUUGGAUGUGAAAAAUAUAGAUUUGAAUUGAAAAAAAAUUAGAAUUUUUUGAAGUUUACCUGAUUAAAAUAUUGAAAUUUGUAUUUCAUGUUGAGAAUUUAUGUUUUUUUUCAAAAUUAAAUUUGAGUUAAUUCUGAAAUAUUUUUUCAUUAUUUAUCAAUUCUAGAUUUCAUAUACUAUUUCAGAAUUUUGUUCUAUGAUUUUUGACUGAUUAUGACCAUAAAUUCUAAUUAAAAUCUUGAAAAAUUUUUUUUCAAAAGUACUGUUUCAAAAUUUUUAAAUUUUUUUCGGAACACUAAUUUUACAAACUUAUAUUCGUUUCAAAAUUCUUUCUACUUUUUUCAAAUCCAAAUUAUUUUACCCCAUAAAUUCAAAAACCAGACAUUCAUUUUUUGUUCUGAUGUCCUUCUCAAAAAAAUCUCAAGGCCACUGUACUUUGUAUUUCCUUACAUCAUCUCCUCCACUAUUUUAAAUUUUCCUCAAUUUUUUUGUUAAUUUGUCUUUUUUUUUUGAUAACCCACUCUCAUAAAAUAUUGAUAAGGAACUGAAGAACAGUGGGUGAUUUUUGAGAAAAGGCAAUUUUUUCCUCGUGCAAAAGAAGAUAAGUGCACAACUUUUUUGUUUGUGUAAAGUAUGAUGAGGUGUACUUUGAUCUUUGCUUCUGAAAAUUGAAAUCCUGAUAAAAUUCUACGAAUUUUGAUGUUCCAGAGAUUUCGAAUGCUGGUCGACCACUUUUCCCGGGCGCUGAUGUCGAUGAUCAAUUGAAACGGAUAUUCAAACAACUUGGAACACCCACUGAAGAAUCUUGGCCGUCGAUUACACAGUUGCCUGAUUAUAAGGUAUCUUUUCUUUCUUUUUUCUCUUUCUGACGUUUUCCGAGAUUCGCUCAGCUGUUUGUUUAAUAGUACUGCAAACAGUUGUUUGAAGCAAGCAAACAAAAAAUUACCACGAAUUUUCAGCCUUAUCCAACUUAUCAUCCAUCAUUGACGUGGAGCCAAAUUGUUCCAAACUUAAACUCGAAGGGAAGAGAUUUGAUGCAGAAGUUGUUGGUUUGUAAUCCAAGCGGCAGGAUUGAUGCGGAGGCUGCUUUGGCUCAUGCUUAUUUUUCGGAUACAACGGACCUUUGA